Messenger RNA from Fusarium verticillioides 7600, 2037 nucleotides. RefSeq lists its product as hypothetical. The transcript has a single exon. Bases 1 to 2037 code for a protein of 678 amino acids. The record is from RefSeq and is a predicted model, not a curated record. NCBI's taxonomy places the organism in Eukaryota, Fungi, Ascomycota, Sordariomycetes, Hypocreales, Nectriaceae.
AUGACAGACUCUCUGUGUGAUACCUGCAAGCAAUUUGCAAAAGAGUUUGCAGACAUUGACGUUAAAGAGUCGAUUCCCCGUCGCACAAUUGCACCGAAUGUCUACAAACUCAAAGAAUCAGCACAGAACGGCUGUCCUCUAUGCCAAAUCAUAUUCCAGUCCUUUUGUUAUCAAGUUUCAAAAUCCAAUUGGACUGAGACUUUGGCUAUUCAUCUUUCGGUAUACAAGGUUCUCCGUCAUUACAAAACGGUUAUAGCUGAAGGACAAGAUCCAAAAGAGCCAGAGGUUUGGUGCGGUAUUGGAACAGACAUAGACCACAGUCGAUGGCACCCCCUGCCACUUGUCACGGAUGGGGAUCAAGGAGCAGGAAUUGGAGAACCGAUCUUGCGCAAUGCAAGAUCAAUAGCAGACUUAUCAUCAGCCGAGGGCGUUGAGAAGGCUGUUGCAUUGGCCAGCAGGUGGAUACACAGCUGUUCAGCGAACCAUGAAAAAUGUAGGAUACAGCCUGAGGGUUUCGACCCAAUCAAGACGAUACCGACAAGACUCAUCGACGUUGGCUCCAGUGAUGGGGCAGUUUCCCCAAAGAUAGUGAUCACAAACCACUCAUUCGAUAUUGAGUAUCUUGCUUUGAGCUAUGCAUGGGGAUCAGGCCACAAUUUCGCCAAAACGACGGCAUCCAAUCUGGUGGAGAUGACAGAAAUUCUACCAUGGGAUGACCUUGCAAAGACCGUACGAAAUGCGAUCAUCUUCACAAGAAAGUUGGGAUAUAGGUAUCUGUGGAUCGAUGCUUUGUGCAUUUUACAGAGUGAAGGACCAGAUGACCAGCAGCACAAAAUCGACUGGUCUUAUGAGGCAGCGAGGUUCGGACAAUACUACGAAAACGCCACCUUGACCAUCGCAGCCAGCGGUGCCAUGUCAUCCCAGCAAGGACUAUUCCUCGACAGGCCUGCCCUUGAAUUCGAUCCGCGACCCGUGACGCUCACAAUCAACAAGAUCUCCGGUAGCACGUCACACCUUGAAGUUCAUCCAGCGUCCCCUUACUGGGAGCUGAGUAUUCAGAAUUUUCCGCUUCUUACCAGAGGAUGGGCUAUCCAAGAACGAGUCCUAUCAAAAAGAAUACUCCAUUUCGGCGGCAGCUGUUUGCUGUGGGAAUGCUGUGAACUUAAAACCACAGAGGCGAACCCCAAUAGCCAAGAGCCCAAAGUUUACGGUUACAGAAACGAAGAGUUCGUUUCGGUUUUUAGAAACCUGGAUAAUCAGCAGAAUGAUGAUCUUGUAACGCUAUGGUACCAAUUUGUCGAGGUUUAUUCUGGAACAAACUUCUCUUUUUAUAGAGACAGGCUCCCUGCGCUGUCCGGUAUCGCGAAGAGAAUCCAAAGUCGUUUUCCACAAGAUUACAUAGCAGGCAUUUGGGGGUCUUCUAUCCCCCAGGGACUGCUUUGGAUAGGCUGGGGAGGUCAAGAGCCUGAAGCUGACCCGUUGCGUGGAACAAACCGACCCUCGUGGUGUUGGGCCUCCCCUACUCAUCCGAUCACAUUUCUGCCAAUCAUGACUUACUACAAAGAAAAGUAUUUAACCCUUCAAGUGAAGUCGUGGUCGGUUAGAACAAACGGACCUCAGACAUCAGGCCAGAUUCUCGGAGGGAGUGUAACUAUUCAUGGUCCUGUCAAGUCAUUCAACCUCUACGGUCUGAACUUGGAUUUUGUUUUUGGUCCCCAUGCUUAUGACAGGCAAGGCAACACAAUCAAGAGCGAAGCUGCGCAUGGUAUUAGGAAGCCGGAGGAUCGUAUUGCAUACUUGGAUUAUACCAACUUCUUGGGAGCCAUUAAUCGGAGUUACAUUUGCAUCUUGGUAGCGAAGCUGCUCCCGUCAAUGUGGACACCCGAAGAAAAGAGAGUGAUCGGGGCCGCGCUGAUCCUGGAGGCCACAGACCAUGUUGGAGAAGUCGAUCAGUAUAAGCGAAUUGGUGUGCUUUGUCUUCCGUAUGAACAGUAUUGGGCCAAUGUUCGGGACAGCAAAACGGUUGAGCUUGUCUAG